Alligator mississippiensis (American alligator) is the source of this 1161-nucleotide messenger RNA. RefSeq names its product olfactory receptor 5AP2. Gene Ontology annotation, cellular component: membrane. Gene Ontology annotation, biological process: G protein-coupled receptor signaling pathway. The record is from RefSeq and is a predicted model, not a curated record. NCBI's taxonomy places the organism in Eukaryota, Metazoa, Chordata, Crocodylia, Alligatoridae. The transcript has 4 exons. Gene Ontology annotation, molecular function: olfactory receptor activity; G protein-coupled receptor activity.
AUGAACGGAGGCAGCACGCACCCCACUUACAGAAGCCUGCGCCAUCAGCAGCCACGUCUGGCAGCUGGCCUGGACCCCGACUACAGGGCGGCUGCACUGCGCAAGACCACCAACCAGAUCCACAGCUUUACGAACAAGGUUAGUCCUAGCCAGAACGUCACAGGGAGCGCAAACAGUUCGUCUGGGGCUGAUGAUGGCAAAGCUGAGAUGAAUGACCCUCUGGGAUGCGCCAGGAAGGAGAAUGGCACCAUGGCAAUGGUGACAAAAUUCAUACUCUUGGGCCUUUCUAGCCGCUUGGAAGACCAGUUCAUCCUCUUUGGAUUCUUCACAGUCUUCUACCUGACAGCCCUGGUGGGAAACCUACUUAUCUUAGUGAUGAUCAGCUUGGACUCCAGGCUCCACACGCCCAUGUAUUUCUUCCUGGGCAAUCUGUCAGCGGUGGACGUAGGCUACACCACCUCCACGGUGCCCAAGAUGCUGGUGAACUACCUGUCACAGGACAAGUCCAUCUUGCUUCCUGGCUGCCUCACUUAGAUGUGCUUCUUCAUUUCCUUUGGGGGGAUCGAGUGCCUGCUGCUGGGGGUCAUGGCGUAUGACCGCUAUGCUGCCAUCUGCCACCCGCUGCGCUAUGGUGUUCUGAUGAGCCAAAGGGCAUGCUCUUGUCUGGCUGCAGCUGCCUGGGCUGUUGGCUUGGCCAACUCGACUGUGCACUUGGGUCUGAUGUUCCGCUUGUCCUUCUGUCAUGACAACGUCAUCCACCACUUUUUCUGUGACAUCCCCCUGCUUUUCCAGCUCUCCUGCUCUGACACACAGAUCAAUCAGAUUGCCACUAUUGCUGUGGGAGGUCCUGUCGCCAUGGGCUCCUUCUUGGUGACUCUUGUGUCCUACAUCUACGUUGUUCUGGCCAUCCUCAGGAUCCGCACCAAGGAAGGACGCCUCAAGGCCUUUUCCACCUGCACCUCCCACCUGGCUGCGGUCAACCUUUAUUUUGGCACCAUCCUCUUCACCUACGUCCGCCCCAAUUCCAGCUACUCCCAAGAGCAGGAUCGGGCUCUGCCUGUGCUCUAUGGCAUCAUCACCCUCAUGUUAAAUCCUAUUAUCUAUAGCCUGAGAAACAAGGAGGUGAAGGGGGCUCUCCAGAAAGCCUUAGGCAGGAGCUAG